AGCAGCUGCCGCCAAGAAGACAGACCACAAGUCGUAAAAGUCGUCUCGUGUCGUCCUGACCUGGUUGAAUUUUGUUGGCCAUGUUGCCCUGCGUGUGGAUGGCGAGCUUGUGUUUAUGCUUCACAUGGGCUGAAGCUCACAUUUGGGCGUGGAUGCUCAACAUGCCCCAUAGUCCGCCUAAAGAUGGGGCCUUGGCGCUGCGGGACGUCGCGCCCCCUGCCAGAGCCUCCACGGCGGCGUGCGAACAUGACAGGGCCUGCGGGCGAGGUUUCUCCUGCGACCGCCACUUUGGUUUGUGCGUGCCACUCCGCGGGGAGGGGCACUACUGCCGCAGGGACGCGCAAUGCGUGCGGGGCCUCAGUUGCAUGUUUGGGAAGUGUCACCGCAGCAUUCCCAAUGGACAAGAAGGCGCUCGGUGCAAGGUAGACCGGGACUGCGGGGCAUCCAUGUGCUGUGCUCGCCACCAUGGCGAGCGCGUGUGCAAGCGGCGGCUGAUGCGCGGCGAUGGCUGCUACGUGCCAGAUGGCGGGCUGGCAUUCAGCAUCAACCAGAUCUGCCCAUGCGAUGAGGGGCUUCUGUGUCGGGAAAAUGCUGCUCCACGCAGGAGAGAGAGGGAUUUUAUUUACCAGAUGGAGCGCACAAGCUGGACGUGCCAAGUGCCCAAAAAUUAAAACCAAGCUCAAUACUAAUACUAUUUAUUAACUGAAUUGUACAAAAUUGUGUAUAUAAAAGUUAUUUUGUUUUCUUCAUGUUUUUUAACCAGAAGCACUG
This is a messenger RNA of Corythoichthys intestinalis (scribbled pipefish), 771 nucleotides long. RefSeq names its product dickkopf-related protein 3-like. Gene Ontology annotation, cellular component: extracellular region. The record is from RefSeq and is a predicted model, not a curated record. Gene Ontology annotation, molecular function: receptor antagonist activity; co-receptor binding. NCBI's taxonomy places the organism in Eukaryota, Metazoa, Chordata, Actinopteri, Syngnathiformes, Syngnathidae. The transcript is spliced from 4 exons. Gene Ontology annotation, biological process: negative regulation of canonical Wnt signaling pathway; multicellular organism development. Bases 81 to 671 code for a protein of 196 amino acids.